UCACAAUGCUUGAGAAAUUGGGAAAUUUUUAAUUCGGCGUUGCUGCUCGCGCUGUGCGUUUAAUUUUAAACCGAGGGGUAAUGUUUACACGAAUAAUUAAGUGAUUAAUUUGUGUUUUAUGAAAAAACGGAAUAUAACGUCAGGUGCUGGACGCCUGUUUACGGAACGAGUGAAGGUGUGUGUGGGUGUCAAGGCUGUCAGAGGCUGUAGACGGUCCUAAAGCUCAGGAUUCAGAUUUAGAUCUGUCCAGCGAACGAAUUUGGUUGUUUCCAUAAAAGCAGCACGUGAUGCUCCGCUGGAUUCUUGGCACUCGCGGCUCGCAUGGCUCGGCUGAGAACCGCUAUGCUGCACUUUGUAUUGGAGAGGAUCAGCCCAAAAACUCUUACACCGAACUGCAGGUGCUUAGAGGUCAUUUCGACAUUGUGCGAUUUCUGGUGCAGAUUGAUGACAUCAGAUUUGCAUCAGCAGGAGAUGAUGGGAUGGUGUUUGUAUGGAAUGUUGAGACCGGAGAGCGGCUGGUAGAGUUACGAGCUCAUACUCAACAGAUCACAGCACUGACGGCGUACACGUGCACCAACGCAGAAAAAACCCUCUCAGCCCUUAUAACAGCUUCAUCAGACCGCAUGAUGUGUCUGUGGGAUGCAGACACAGGACAGCGACUACACCUUGUGUCUAAUCUACAGUCUUCUGUUAAGUGUGUACUGGUCCUAGAUCAUCUGGAUGUGUUUCUUUCUGGAGGCAAUGAGCUGUGUGUGUGGAAUCAAGAUUUUCAGCUACAGUGUAAGGCGGUACAUUACAGAGAUUCAGGCAUCACUGCGUUGAUGGAUUUGCCAAAAUCUUGUGUUGCUGCUGCCAUAGACAAAGAGAUUGUAAUCUUUAAGCUUAAUCUGUCUGAAAACGAAAUGUCCAUCCUGGCUGUUCGCCAUUUGACUGACCAUCAAGACACUAUCCGGACACUCAUCAGAGUCAAUGAUGAUAUGUUUGCUAGUGGCUCUCACAUUGGAGAGGUCAUCCUCUGGGAUAGUCUUGACUGGACAAUUCAAUCUUACGAGCGUAUUUUGUGGGAGGAACCAGAUCGAGAGGGCCAAUCAGAGAUCAGAAUGGGGCAGCAGAAACAGAGUGAAGCAUCCAUUCAGCACCUUCACUCAGAUGGAGAGUUGGUUGUUGCAGCAGUGGGCAGUGGGCUGUUUGUGUAUAACACAAGGAUGAAGACAGUGGUGGCAUAUAGGAAGUUUGCUCACGAUUCUGAUGUCUUAUACACCACAGUGCUGCACAAUAGACAGGUGAUGUCUUGUUCGGAGGAUGGCAGUGUCAGGAUCUGGGAGUUACAGGAGCUCCCCCUGCCUGCAGAGCCUGCCUCCUCAGGCUUUUUUGGCUUGUUUGGCACCAUUGGGAGAUCCAAUAAACAUGGUAGUGUUCCUUCUAAAAAGCUUCUGGAAGUUUCUGGUCUGUGCUCGCUAGAGUUGGUUGGAGAUCUGAUUGGUCACUCUGGAGCUGUGCAGAUGUUUCUGAGUUUUGGCAACAGCAGAGUGGUCACUUGCUCAGCUGAUCAUCUGCUCAUUUUGUGGAAGGAUGGAGAAAGAGAGUCACAUUUGCGCAGUUUGGCUUUGUUCCUGAAGCUGGAGGAGAAAGGGUGCCUCUAAACCUUCUCACUCCGCGUUUCACUCAUCACUCCUAUUCUCACCUUAAAGAAAUUAUUUGAUAUCAAUACGGCGAGGUGAGGAACAGGAGGUCUUCUGAAAAACAGAAAAGGCCAUUCAGAGACAGAGAGAGAAUGAGCAUACGCCUCUUCUUAAAAAAAAAAAAAAAAAAAA
Molecule: messenger RNA, 1814 nt
Organism: Clarias gariepinus (North African catfish)
Lineage: Eukaryota; Metazoa; Chordata; Actinopteri; Siluriformes; Clariidae
Gene: wdr41
Product: WD repeat domain 41
Exons: 14
Coding region: 288-1643 (451 amino acids)
Biological process (GO): regulation of autophagy
Cellular component (GO): lysosomal membrane
Molecular function (GO): protein binding
Source: RefSeq, a predicted model, not a curated record